AUCGGAUCUUCCGCGACGUUUGGGCCGCCGGCGCCGCCAUUGUCCCGAUGGAAACGUCGACCACGAUGGACAUGUCAAAGCUGUGGCGGCAGUCGGCCCAAGCCCAGCCGCCGCUGCCAUUAAAGGACAACGAAUUGCACACGCGUGAGCCGACCAAAGUUCGUCCGCAGUCGGGCAGCAUGCUGAUUAAACCAAAGCGCAAGCGCAUUGGAUCUGCAAAAGCGACCCGGUUUUCUUGGAACCUCCUCGUGAAGCAUGAUCAGCCAGUCGCCCCAGCGUUGCAAGAAAGUGUGCAGGCGCUUGCAAACCAAACGGCCACUGCAUUGUGCGAUGCACCGUCGAGUCCCCCCGUGGCUCUUGUCCUACCUUCAAACAACGCGUCCACCGUGCCUGAAACCGAACCGAGUCUGGACAAUGCACCCGCCACGGAAAUGGGCGACGAUGCCUUGGCGCCGCUAAAACCCCGACGAAAAGCCACCGUGUUCGCGGCGCGACCUGUCGCAGUUCCGCUAUUUUCCGACAUCAUGGCAGAUAACUUGGAUGGCCCAUUUGAGCCCGUGCUUGACCACGACACACGGCGGAAACUGACUGCAUGGCUACGACAGUUCCCCGACGAGCAACGCGACUUUCUAUCCCCGAUCAACUACUUUGAGCUCAAGUAUUCCCAGGCUAGAGGGCUAACGUCAGCUUGGAGAGACCCGCAAAAGAUUCGUCUUGCAGUGGCUUUUGGCAGUUUGCAUGGCCUGGCGGCUACCAACACCCCGAUCCCGUCGCUCUUCCUUCUGCAGCUUGUCGAGGAGAUGGGCCAAGGACUUUUUGAGAAUUACUCGGCUGUGCGAGACGAAGUCGCUGCUCUGGUGAACCCGUGCUUGUACUACUACGAGUCAGCCGCCGCCUACUUUGAGCGGUAUACCGCCAAAUGCGAGGCGCUGGCAGACAUGAAGGCGCAGCUGCGCAAAGUGAUGGAAGAAACCGACUCGAUCAAGCAAUCCAGCAUGUCGACGCAAGUCCUGUCCAAACUCCGCACGAGCGUCGCCUUUGUCAAGCACAACAAAGUGGCACCGAACGUGCAUAAGCGCCACAACAGCGUCUCAAGCGCUUCGCCGGACGACGAGGACUUGGUCAGUGAAAUCCAGAUCAAGGCAUUCAUGGACUACAUGUCCCCCGACGACGUCGCGCACAUGCUGCUACGCGUGCUGGACGACAAAACAAUCAUCCCGACGCUGGCCUCGCUUGUCGAUGCCAUGAACGAAGACCAGAGGAUGGAGUUUUACGCUGCGUAUCAAAAGUGCAUGUCUGCCGACGAGCUGUACCUGUUUAUCAGCCGCGAAAUGUCCGAGAAGAAGUUUAUGACGCGGCAAGCCAGCAACGCCCCGCUGUCCCGAUCGAAGAACGUGCACACAACGGAGGGGUUUGUCGACAAGCUGCGGCGGCUACUGUGCAUCGAUCACAUUCCGCCGCCGUCGCCCAAGGACCACGUUUUCACGCCAGAAGAAGAACAUGUUUUGGUGACCGUGGCGGCCCUCAUGAAGCACUGCCACGAAAUUCGAAACGAACUGUCGGGUUGCACGUUAAAGGAUGUGAUUCCGAUCCACUCGGCGAUUCGAAACACGAUUGGGAAACUGCUCCAGUUCGGCGCGCCGCCUGUCGACCCGCAUGCGCUGGCCACGGACGACGAAAACGGCCACAACGCAGCCAACAACAAUGGCGACAGCAGCAGCGACAAACCGAGCCCCCAUGACGCAGAGAACGAAGAUGACAUGGACGACGAAGAAGACGACGACUUUGACGUGUCGGAGCGGCAAAAGAAGAAAGGCGGCGCACGCCGGAAGACGCGAAAGCGCAAAGGCGCAGUCGCUGGCAAGACGAAAGCGUCCCGUGUCAUGCCGCUGGCCGACGUGUGUUCAGCGAUUUCGUCACUGCUCUGUGAAAAGUUGUGGCAGGAGGCAAAUGACCGGUCCAAGCUCACGCUCCGGCCAUUCAUGCGGCAGUACUUCAUCCGCGUGUACGGACUCAAGUCAUUGGCAUUGGCGCACAUUUCGAGCUUCAAGCACUCGCUCGGGGUCAAUCAGGACGAGAACGUGCGCGCGUCGCUCUUUUACUGGUUCCUCGGGUGCGACGAGAGCCGCAAGUUCAGCGCCGACUACGCGUUUGAGUUUUUCAAGACGGUGGUCAAGCAUAUCCUCGUCGUGCACAACAAAGCUCCGGUCAAGCCGUUUCUGGCCCCCGCGACACCCGACGUGAUGAAUUCCCUUGAGAGCAUCCAGUAUGCGUGGAACGAUCUCCUGGGAGAUGGGUGCGUAGUCGACGAUGGCGAGAACUCGUCGUCGUCCAAGCGGCGCAUGGUCACGCUGGCCAAGGCGAUCGAAGUGACCAAGUUAAGUUUCUACGACGGGAACGACCGAGAAGCGGCCAUCUCGAUCUUUAUGGACGAACUCAAGGAAAAGGCGACGCCCAUGGGAAUGGAAGACUUUCUCAGUGGCAUCAUGGACUGCUGGCUCAAGUGCUUUGAGUCGACGGUCCAGCUCAUUCGGGUCAAGUUUCGCGAAGCCGACAAAAACGGCGAUGGCGCGAUGGACUUUGACGAAUUCGUUGCGUUCAUGCAAUCCUCCAACGUCCUCGGGUUCAGCGAGGAGAAUGCAUCUAGUCGGCGGCCAACGUCGUCGAUUUUUCGAAAGCCCGCGACCAGUUAUGCCAGCAGCUCCUCUAGUCCUUCGAAGAAGGCUUCGACAACGACGGACGCCGAGAUAAAAAAACGGGAAGCGGCGCGCUCGGAAGCUCGCAUGCGGCGGGAAGCCAUCUCGAUCUAUGAUUCCCUCACGAACGACGAAAACAUCAUUGACGAGAACGCUUUUAUCGAGUACUUGUUGUCGCAAGUGCAGUGGCUGACCAACGAAGAAGACGCCAUGGGGACCGCCUUGACCGAUACAUCCAACAAUGGGAGCCCUGCCACGGCAGACACAAGCGCGACCACCUCCGUGGGCAGUGGCGACAGGACCCCCGUCAACCUCGUGCUAGACGAAAAUCCUGUCGACGCCCCGACGUUGGAAGCUUUACCACUUGGCCAGCCAUCGCUCCUCGCUCUGAAUUUCCCUCCAGCAACGGAGGCUGGUCCGCCACCAACGACCUCCCCCGUUGGUCACGACCGUGCCCCAGUCUGUCCAUCUUCCUGCGCAUUGGCAGUGUGAUUCAUGAGACCUAUCGAUACGGUUCUGUCUGCCUUCAAGCCGAAUGUAAUUUUGUAUUCACAUGUGGACGAGGCACUCAUGAUGAGAGGCAGUGCAGCUGCUGGCAGCGCCUAGGUGGGGAAGCUGCCAUCCCCCACGCUCCUCCAUACACAGCACUACUCUGCACUGAGCUCUGUACUGCACGCUCUGCGGUCAAGAGCAUCCUAGUUCGUGACGUGUUGUGCAAAAUAAUUGAAGCCACUGGUUCGACUACGCCUGGCCUGACCCAUCGGGCCAACUUCGCAAGCUCGGAAAAUGCGAUCGUGGUGGUUGUACCAACUACAAGAGAAGCGACAGAGUUGUAGCCCGUUGGCGGAAAAGUUCAGGCCGGCGACGCAGGUUUUCGCGGGGGCGACGGCAGGAUACUGAUGGCGAUCGUGUCGGCACUUCGAGUAAACUGUCGAGAUACGCAAAGCUCGCACGACAUCCCGUCUUCCUCGUUAACAGCAGGCAAGGACAUAAUGUAUGGCCGCCGCUUGUUCCGCCAGUGCCGCACGUCGGCGUCCUGGAACGGCACGUGCUUCCCAGCUACGAUAGUCGCAUGGUCGGAGGUAGAGCGAGGCCGGCUUGGGCACUUUGUCACGUAUUUGUACUCAACAACGACCCCGGGGAUCGGCCGCCGGGAUACAUCGAGUGGCGGGCGCUUCUUGUGUUGAGAUUGACUGGUCGACCGGUGUGCUGACGAGUGGUUCGAGUGGCGUGCGGGUGAAUGGAUGGGACGGUGCGCAGGCGCGUUCACUGGUGUCAAGUAGACGGUGUGUGAAUUGGCCACUUUACAGCUGCAAGCGGCGGCCGCGUUGGCAGCACUCGACGGUUGUUCGAUAACGGAUUGGAAGCGAUAUCGCAUGGUGAGGUCGCUGUCGAGGACGUCCUCGAUAUCGGCUUGCUCAGCCACGAUACCCUUGGCGACGACGAACAGUGCCAGCAUGACGAUGCGAACGAGGUGUGUUCCUAGCGUUCCUCGCACUCGGCUAGCGACUUGGCGAAUGCGCCAGAGAAUUCUGGGCAGCUGCCCAAC
Aphanomyces invadans is the source of this 4245-nucleotide messenger RNA. RefSeq lists its product as hypothetical. Gene Ontology annotation, molecular function: calcium ion binding. The transcript has 14 exons. The record is from RefSeq and is a predicted model, not a curated record. Bases 48 to 3188 code for a protein of 1046 amino acids. NCBI's taxonomy places the organism in Eukaryota, Oomycota, Saprolegniomycetes, Saprolegniales, Verrucalvaceae.